Molecule: messenger RNA, 2468 nt
Organism: Oryzias melastigma (Indian medaka)
Lineage: Eukaryota; Metazoa; Chordata; Actinopteri; Beloniformes; Adrianichthyidae
Product: protein FAM111A-like
Exons: 2
Source: RefSeq, a predicted model, not a curated record
AUGACGGCUUUGGUAGCAAAUGCCGCUUGUGUCAAAACGUUCAGUGGUAAAAGAUCUGAUGAUCUAGUACGGUUUCAUGUUCUUACAAAGGGAGGUAAAGGUAUUUUUCAAAUCCUAAACAACCGUAAAUUGAGAUCAGUAGUGGAUGAACUUACUGUCUGCAGUUACAAAGGGGAGAAGGUGAAAUACGCUCUGAAGAAAGAUGGCCGUUUUCUCUUUAACAUAUUUAAGAGGAACUUUGUUCUAUCCUGCACGAGUACUGGAGUUCAAACAGAGCCGUCGAAUCUUGUCGAUGAUCUUGAUGACAAAACUUUCCAGAUUGUUCUGCUCAACAAGUCAGAUCCACCUCAGUCUGACAGUCAGUCUAGCAGUCUUGAGGAUACUUACUAAGCAUCCAGUGACUUUCGGAGCCCUGUUUCAGACAAUCAGAGGAGGCAGAUCAAAAAAGAGAUCCCCUUUCAGACGGUAGUGGAGAAGAAUGUCUGUUCCAAAGCAAUGAAGAAAAAAAUGCUUGCACAGUUUGAAGAUUAUGUGAAGGCCAUUAAGACUGAAACUUCUGAGCAUUUCUCUGUCCCAGAUCUACUCCGUCUGGAGUUUGGUCGGAAUGGCCUGAUGUGCCAAGAGGUGAAAACAAUGAAAAAACUGAUGAGUCUUGGCGAUUCAGUCUGUCAAGUGAGAAUAAAUGGGCGCCCAAUUGGAAGUGGUUUUCUUUUGUUUGGAAGGUUUGUUUUAACAAACAGCCAUGUCAUAAAAGAUAUUUACAACUUAAACCGCGGACAGCUCCAGGAAGAGGUUUCCGUCCAUUUCUCAUAUGAAAGUGUGGAGCAGUCCGACGCGGGAUUGGAAGUAAAAGAAGUGGUUUGUUUUGAAUACAACCCUGAAGUACGGGACUGGGCUUUGCUGGAGCUACAUUCUGAUAAGAUGCUGCCUUCUGGUCUUUUAAAGCACUUCAGCUUCCUUCCACAAAGUGGUGGAAUCUCCAUUAUCGGGCAUCCUCAGGGAGGUGUGAAAAAGAUCGACCCCUGUUUGAUUGUUCCACACAGCCAAGUUGUUGCGCAGGUUCCCUUGAUAACCCAAUAUUAUUUUGCAGAAAAUCUUUUGAAAUACGAGUCUGGUUUUUUCGAAGGCUCCUCUGGCUCUCCGGUUUUUGACAUCCACUGCAAUGUUGUUGCAAUGCAUUCAGGAGGAUUCACAUAUGAAAACGCAGGGGAAAAAAGGAAUAUUGUUGAGUAUGCCCAUCCUUUGCAUUUCAUUUUGGAAGAUUUUGUCAUCCAAAUGGUGGAAAAACAAAAAUUUGACGUUUUGAGAGAAUACCUUGAUUGCAGUUAUGCUCGAGAAGCUGACAUCAGGGAUGGUGUAAAAAAGAUAGUUGAGAGCAGAAAUAACCAAGUCUUCAAGAAAGCUGCAAAGAGCUUUGUGGAUGACAAGGUUUUGAAGAGUUUCCUUGAGUCUUUCUGUCAAACUGAGGAACCUGUCCCAAUGGAAAUUAUUUAGGUCUCCUCUUACUUUUUUUGCUUUCCUGGGCUUGUUUGCAGUCAGAUAAAAAAUGCAGUGUAAAGCAGAGAUUCAUUCACAAGAUAAGAUUCCUUUUUAACAAUGAAAAGCUGAUAAAAUUAUGUCCUUACAUCAUCCUUACUAUAUGCAUUUCUACUAUUAUGCUUUAGAAUUUGAAGGUAGCUUGGUUUUAUUUAACCUCUUAAGAUGUGAACUACUAUUUGAGCUAACCCUCUGGACUCAGUUACAAAGUCCCAGUUAAGCAGAAUUAAUCACUGUGGUAAUAUAACCCAAAAUGUGAUGCUCGUGUAUUUGGGCGCCAGGUCUUAAAAAGGUUAAAAUGUUGUGCUCUUAUUGUUUACUUUAUUGUAGUGCUCAUAAGCAUGGACAAUUAAUAAAACUGUAAGUCAUGUGUACCUUUUUAAUGAAAAUUGUGUUUUUUCCCCAAAAACAUUUUUAGCCAUCACUUUUCUGUUCAGAGAAAAAAUAAAUAAUGACAGAAAAUGUCUUUACUCCUGUAACUUUUUCUUGUAUACAGUAUAUGUCAAAUGCUUACAUUUCCAUUUCCAUUCCUGUAUUAGGGUUCUUGAAAAGAACUGCUAACGAAACAAUUGACCAGAUUUUCUUUUUUUUAUUGUGCGUUUUAUUGUAUCGAUUUAUUUUGUUUUGAUUUUUUUGUUUAUUGAUUUCAAAUAUUGAUGGCGUAUAUUUCUGUGAAAAGAUGACGGCAAAAAAAAUGUUGUUUUUUUUUCUGUAUGCCCCCCCCCCCCCCAUUUAGUAAGGUUGUAUUCAGUCACAUUCCAUUUGUAAUGUUUUGUAUGCUCUUUUGUAUUGAAGUCUUUGUCUUCUUUUUUACCCUCAAUUUGUAUACAUACACUGUACUUUUUCUGUUUGAAGCAUAUUGUUUUUUUAAAAUGCAAGAAUUGUUCCAAGGAAUCAAGAAUAAAACUGUGUUAAAUUCUGAUAAGAAAUGA